This is a messenger RNA of Diorhabda sublineata, 906 nucleotides long. RefSeq lists its product as uncharacterized. Bases 1 to 906 code for a protein of 301 amino acids. The transcript has 6 exons. Lineage: Eukaryota; Metazoa; Arthropoda; Insecta; Coleoptera; Chrysomelidae. The record is from RefSeq and is a predicted model, not a curated record.
AUGAUCCUCGUGAAAGAUUCAAAAGAAACUUUGGAAGAAGAUAUGGGAAAACGAAUAAAUCACUCAAAUGUUGUUGAAAGGAGUUUGUCCAGAAAACGUCGUUAUCUGACGUUUCCCUCAGGAAGUUCUCUACAAGUUGUAUAUUGUCUCACAUUACCUUCAGUGGGAGUAGGUGAAAUUUUUGUUUUUGGUUUAACAGCAGCUUUGGCAUGGGAAUUACCUUCAACACCUGACGAGUUGUUAAUGUCGGUAGGAAAAAAACCCAUAACGACAACAGAAACGCCAACUACGCUACCGCCGCAUCAUGACUGGGAAGAUGGUGCUGGUUUAUCCCAAUACCCUCAUCAAAGAAAAACCAACGUUGGUUCAUCAAAUUAUGUCGCCGAUGACUGGUCGUAUAAAAAGGAUAGAUAUCCGGUUCCUGUCAAGAGUUAUUACGAUCCGUUCGGACUGAAACAGAAUUUCAAAUUCAACGAUUACUCAGAUUCGGGAGAAAUUCCCUACAAUCCAGCGAGAAAAAUGUCACCGAAGCUAUCUCGGGUCAACGGACGUACCAGGCAAUCUUUUAAUCACCAUAGCAACAUAAAUCAUGACGAUUACAUCCACCCCAUUUAUCAUCAGAUUCAUCGAAGAAGCAGAAGAGAAUUAUAUGGAAAACUAGAAAAAUUACUCACAGCAUUGAGUAAAGAUGGUAAAGCUUGUAUUAAGAAAGCUCUUUGCGAGGUUAGUCAGGUACCUAAGGGAAAGGGCACUCUAUUUCAAGAACUAAUGAAAACAAUAUUUAGGAUAAAACCCCAUGAAGAUUAUGUAGAUGAAGAUGAAUACGAUGAGGCAACAAAUAAAAGUCAUAAUUGUACUGAAAGAUAUCCUUCCUGUCAACAUUCGGUUUGGUCUGAUAUGUUCUGA